This is a messenger RNA of Hirsutella rhossiliensis, 1227 nucleotides long. RefSeq names its product short chain dehydrogenase domain-containing protein. The transcript is spliced from 2 exons. The coding region runs from base 1 to 1227 and encodes 408 amino acids. The record is from RefSeq and is a predicted model, not a curated record. Lineage: Eukaryota; Fungi; Ascomycota; Sordariomycetes; Hypocreales; Ophiocordycipitaceae.
AUGCCCAUCCCCUUCAUCUUCCACAUGGUCGAGCAUGGCCCGCCCGACUGGCUUCGAGACAACCGCUGGCUCGUCUUCUACACCUGCCUGACCGUUACCUUCCUCGUCACCCUCAAGCGCUGGACGUCGGGGCGGUCCAAUGACGCAGAGAGGCCCCUCCACGGCAAGGUGGUGCUCAUCACGGGCGGCACCUCGGGGAUCGGAGCCCAGGCCGCCCAGGAACUCGCGGCCCGCGGCGCCCAGCUCGUCCUGCUCACGCACACCGCCCCGUCGGACCCUUUUCUCGUCGAGUAUAUCCAAGACCUCCGCGACAAGUCUGGCAACAACCUCAUCUAUGCAGAGCAGGUCGACCUCUCCAGCCUGCACAGCAUCCGCCGCUUCGCGACCAAAUGGAUCGACAACGCGCCGCCCCGUAGGCUCGACAUGCUGGUCCUCUGCGCUGCCACCCUGACGCCGCCCGGCGGAUCUAGGAAAGAGACGGACGAGGGCAUAGAAGAGACGUGGAUGGUCAACUUUCUCGCCAACUUCCACCUGCUGGGCAUACUGAGCCCCGCCAUCAAGGCGCAGCCCUUUGACCGCGACGUACGCAUCAUCCUUGCAACCUGCUCCUCCUACAUUGCAUCGCCGUCCCUCAGACAACCCAUUGCCGAAUCCAACUGGUCUCCUGGAGUGGCGUACGCGCGGAGCAAACUUGCCCUCAACGUCUUCGGCCAGGCCUUCCAGAAGCACCUCGACGCCUACAAGCGGCCGGACCAGCUGCCCAUGAAUGCCCGCGUUAUCUUCGUCGACCCGGGCUUCAGUCGCACUCCUGGAUCUCGACGUUGGCUCACCCGCGGCUCCCUCUCCGGCCUGGCCCUCUACCUGGCCGCCUACGCCCUGCCGUGGUUCCUGCUCAAGUCGCCGUACCGCGCCGCGCAGUCCCUUUUGUACGCGGCAAUGGACUCGGAGCUCGGUCGUGGCGCCGAGGUCAAGGAGGACGAGGUGGCCAAGACGCUUUGGGAGGAGAGCGACGUGCUGAUUGAGCGGGUGGAGAAGCAGCAGGCCAAAAAGAGGGCCGCAAACAAGGUCGAGCAAGAAAGGCAGGCCAACGCAGAGGAAGAAAGGAAAAAGAUGGAAGAGGUCGGCGGCCUUGUUGAGACGAUUCGCAAGGGCAAGGAGCGACAAAGGCAGCAGAAACAAAAAGGCGGCGCAAAGCCCAAGAAGAAAGACGGCAAAGCGAGCUCUUGA